GAAUGCAACAAGCCUGACCUGAUUUUAAUCACAUGAGGUGUGGUCUGUCCAAAGUUCAGCAAAACCAAAAGUGAAAAUAUCACACUGAGAAACCGAGUCUGUAAAAUGGCAGCUAAAGCUUUGAUUCCUGAGGACGAUCUCUGUUGCUCUGUAUGUUGUGAUAUUUUUAAAGAGCCUGUUGUACUGAAAUGUAGCCACAGCUUCUGUAGAGAGUGUAUACAGCAGUACUGGAAAGAGAAGGGCUCUCGAGAGUGUCCCAUCUGCAGGAGAAAGGCCUCUGUGGGGGAUCCUCCUGUAAGCCUGGCCUUAAGAAGCAUUGUGGAGUCUUAUUUAAAGCAGAAGACCGAGAGUGAAAUUACAGACAGGAGUGACACUCACUGCAGUCUUCAUGGGGAGAAACUUCUAUUUUUCUGCGAACAUGACAAAGAGCUUCUUUGUGUUGUCUGUCAGACUUCAAAAAAACACAGAAACCACCCAGUCUGUCCAGUGGAAGAGGCUGCACUGGAGCUGAAGGAGGAAAUCAAGCCUGCACUUAGUCUUAUUCAAGAAAAACUAAAGAGGUUUACUGAGGCUGAACAAGAAUGUGAGAAAACAGCAAAACACAUCAGGAGUCAAGCCCAGCACACAGAGAGGCAGAUAAAGGCAGAGUUUGAGAAGCUCCACCAGUUCCUACGAGAGGAAGAGGAGGCCAGACUAGCUGCACUGAGGGAGGAAGAGGAGCAGAAGAGUCGGAUCAUGAAUGAGAAGAUAGAAAACAUCACAAGACACAUCUCCACCCUUACAGACAAAAUCACAGCUAUAGAGAAGGUCAUGGAUGCUGAAGACACCUCCAUUUUACAGAGCUACAAGAGCAUUAAGGAAAGAGCCCAGUGCACACUGCAGGAUCCAGAGCUGCUCUCAGGGGCUCUGAUAGAUGCGGCCAAACACCUGGGAAACCUGAAGUUCAGAGUCUGGGAGAAGAUGCUGGGGGUGGUGCAGUACACUCCUGUGAUACUGGACCCCAAUACUGCACGUGCCUCUCUCUCGCUCUCUGAUGAUCUGACCACUGUGAGUGACACAGAUACAAAGCACAAAUGUCCUGACAAUUCAGAGAGGUUUAAACUCUGUGUGAAUGUGCUGGGAUCUGAGGGGUUUACCUCAGGGAAACACAGCUGGGAGGUGAAGGUGGGGAAUAAAUCUGAUUGGACUAUAGGAGUGGUGAAAGAGUCCAUCAGUAGGAAGGGAGAUAUAACAUGCAGCCCAAAGAGAGGAUUCUGGGUCUUAAUGCUGAGGGAUGGUGAUAAGUACAGAGCAGCUGGAGUUACUGACCUCAGACUGAAGAGGAAGCCCCAGAGCAUCAGAGUGCAGUUGGACUAUGACAGGGGGAAGGUGUCCUUCUUCGACUCCAGUGACAUGUCACUCAUUUACACUUUUACAGACACAUUUACUGAGAGAGUGUUCCCGUACUUCUCUCCCUGUGUGAAAAAUGAUAAGAAUGAAGGACCCCUGAAGAUAUGCCCAGUGAAAGUUUCUAUAACAGUUAUGUCAUCCCAUUGAAUGUGUUUUUUCAAGAGCAAACUACAUGUACUGGAAGAGUAUUAUAGAGGAAAUCCAUAUUCCUCCAUAACUAUUAUGUUCCUCUAUAAUGAUUAUAGUUUUUUCAUUUUAAUUUUCUUUUCAUCAUUGAUAAUUUAGUUGAGAUUUAUCAUUUUUUGAUAAUGUACAUAUACAGGUAGUAUCUUCUGGGUUUUGUUUUGAUCCAAAUCAUUGGACAAAAUGAUUUCAUAUAAUUUUUGCUCAUAAAGUAGAUGUGCACCUGUAGUGUAGUCAAAUACCUUUAUAUUUGAUUAAGUCAUUCCUGGGUUUAUAAGGUAGUGUAGAAGCUUGGAAUGUGUGAGUAUAGUCAGUGUUCGUUAGUUUGAUUCCAUCCAUCCUCCUGUCUUCUUUUCAGAUUUUACUUUGCAAUUCACCCUGUCAGUACAAUGCUGCAGGAUUUAAUCCAAAUCUCUUAUGAGUCAUUGUAAAUAUGUAAAUGGUGUCCCCUAGUGGCUACCUGAAUAAUGAUGUUGGGCUGUGAUGCCAGUAAUUAGAGCAGGUGUGCAGUUGAGCUGAGAAGACGCUGCCAACACACAGUUUUCUACCGCUAUACAACGCUUCGCAUUGCUCAACACACUGCCUUUGAAUUUAAUAUAUUGAAAUAAAUACUAUCCUGAAUUA
This is a messenger RNA of Anguilla rostrata (American eel), 2196 nucleotides long. Its product is annotated as zinc-binding protein A33-like. The transcript is spliced from 7 exons. Gene Ontology annotation, cellular component: cytoplasm. Gene Ontology annotation, biological process: protein ubiquitination. Gene Ontology annotation, molecular function: protein binding; zinc ion binding; ubiquitin protein ligase activity. NCBI's taxonomy places the organism in Eukaryota, Metazoa, Chordata, Actinopteri, Anguilliformes, Anguillidae. Bases 106 to 1536 code for a protein of 476 amino acids. The record is from RefSeq and is a predicted model, not a curated record.